AUGCCCCGCCCAACCCAAACCAUAACCCUCCCCAUCCACCCCCUCCCCCCAGGCGCGGUUCUUCUCCCGGGAGUAAUCCAACGAAUCUCCGUCUCCUCCCUCCGCCCCGACGUCGCCUCCCUCCUCGCAGCAGUCUACACCCGCGCCGCGGCCGCCUCCACCUCGUCCAGCAAAUCCGGCCCCAGCGGAAGAAUAGACACCAUCCCCAUCGCCUGCCUCCCCCUGGCCUCCCCGCUGAUCAACUACAAGGGUCAACAGCUCCUCCUCCAGAAAGAAGACUCUCCAUCUACACCACCCCCGAAAAUCGACCCCUCCAAAGCCACCAAGAACGACCUCUUCCCCUACGGCGUCGACGCCAAAAUCACGGGUAUCGAAGGUCGUGGAACGGGGGAGUUUACCCUCCUAGUCGAGGGCAUCUGCCGCGUAAAGCUAGAAAAAGCCUGGACCAACACCGAAAGAGGCUUUCUCGAGGGCAGGGUAAUCGACCUCGUCGAUGAUGCAACCGAGCUUGAAAAGGGCGGGGUGGUGCUCCAGGAAUUGUUUAACCACCUCAAAAUGCUGAGUCGGGAGUUGGUUGCGAUUCUUAGGUUGACUGCCAUGUUGCCGAGAUCUGGUCAGCAGGGUUUGUCGCCUUUGUUGGCUAGGAGACUGGAUCUCUUUAUUACACGGCAGAAGCAGCCGGGGGCGUUGGCGGACUUUAUGGCGAAUAUUGUGGAGGCUAGUUAUGAGGAGAAGUUGAUGGUGCUGGCGGCGGUGGAGGUAAAGGUGAGGGUGCAGAGGGUGAUUGAUUUGUUGGAUAGGCAGGUGAAUGGGUUGAAAAAGGGGGAAUAA
Molecule: messenger RNA, 831 nt
Organism: Podospora anserina S mat+
Lineage: Eukaryota; Fungi; Ascomycota; Sordariomycetes; Sordariales; Podosporaceae
Exons: 1
Coding region: 1-831 (276 amino acids)
Biological process (GO): protein targeting to peroxisome; protein processing; protein catabolic process
Cellular component (GO): peroxisomal matrix
Molecular function (GO): serine-type endopeptidase activity; ATP binding; ATP-dependent peptidase activity
Source: RefSeq, a predicted model, not a curated record